Molecule: messenger RNA, 799 nt
Organism: Cloeon dipterum
Lineage: Eukaryota; Metazoa; Arthropoda; Insecta; Ephemeroptera; Baetidae
Exons: 3
Coding region: 289-714 (141 amino acids)
Molecular function (GO): protein binding
Source: RefSeq, a predicted model, not a curated record
UGAUCCUGCAGCUUGAUACUCUUUCGAAAUCUCCGAUUUUCCACGUUUCGAAAGUCCUACCGCACAUUUCUACCAUUACGGCCGAUAAGUAAAGGUCCACGUCCCUAUUUUAGCCUAUUUUUUAACGUUUUCGUGCUUUUCUUCGCAUUUAAAUUCAGAAAUAUAAACACCGCGUGAUCGUAACAAAUGUCACAAUUAUUCUUGCUCUAUUUUUUGUUUUUUUCCCUUAAAAUUCACUUUGAAAACAAUUUAAUUCAUCGAAAAUGAUUAAUUACAGCGAUCGUUCCGAUGGAUCAUUUUCCUGUAGAAGUAUUAGAGCAGGUUUUCAACAAAAUAAGGUGCGUGGAUCUGUUUCCUAUCGCGCGUGUGAGUGAAAAUUGGACGAAUGCAAUCGAGGGCAUUGUUAAACGUCGGAUUUUCAAGUCAGACGUGAGGAAGGGCAAGGCGGAAAUCCUGGACUUGGCUGACUGCCAUUUUAUCAUCAAGAAGGCCAACUCGAACGUUCUUCCGAGAGCGAGGAGGAAAAACAUCCAGAGAAAGGAACUCGCAAAAUCUGUCAGGCGAAUGCUUAGCCCAUUCGUGACCAGCACAACCUCUCCGACGCGUUGCGGCAAGAGGCACCAAUGUCUGAGAUUCAGUAUCGACAAGUUGUGCGUGAGCUCCGAAAUCCUGGAUAGCCUUCAGUUUUGCUGGUUCUCACAGCAUUUUUCGUGAUUUGAGGCAGUGCACCCUGGAAGUCCUCGAUGGCAACGAGAGGCCAAUCGUAACAAACACCCUUGAUCACCCCUUUUUUAAGGUU